Messenger RNA from Penicillium cinerascens, 1593 nucleotides. Its product is annotated as Zn(II)2Cys6 transcription factor. The record is from RefSeq and is a predicted model, not a curated record. Gene Ontology annotation, biological process: positive regulation of transcription by RNA polymerase II. Gene Ontology annotation, molecular function: zinc ion binding; DNA-binding transcription factor activity, RNA polymerase II-specific; transcription cis-regulatory region binding. The transcript is spliced from 2 exons. Gene Ontology annotation, cellular component: nucleus. Lineage: Eukaryota; Fungi; Ascomycota; Eurotiomycetes; Eurotiales; Aspergillaceae. Bases 1 to 1593 code for a protein of 530 amino acids.
AUGCCGGAUCGACGUACAACGCGAAUCGUCCGCGUCCGCACUGGAUGCUGGACCUGCAGGCGGCGGAAGAAGAAGUGUGACGAGACCCGCCCGAUCUGCGGCGGUUGCCUGCGCAACGAUUUGGGCUGCUCUUGGCCUUCCAGCGUUCCAGGGAGGAGCAAUUCGGCCACGGAGAAUGUGGAGAGAGUGAUGGAGGACCGGCGGUCGAGCCUCUUUGAAGUUGGCGAUCUGGAUGGAAUGCAGCUGCCCGCCCGCCCGGCUUCAAGGCAUUCGUCCGUGUCGUCGGUUGGAGGGCAAUCGACAAUCACUGGGAUAGGGCUCGACGAUGCGAUGCAAGAGGAGGGAAUGGAGCGUCGGGCUUCAGUUGCGAGCAAUGAUAGCUCCGUGGCGGCAAUUCCCUUUGGCAAUCUGGUGCCCAGGACCAUGUCGAUGCUACCUGGUUACGAUGCUGAUAGCUAUCAACUGCUCAGUCACUACUUGAGCACGACUGCCGACUGCAUGGCCAACGGUUCAACGCCCAUCAACCCAUUUCUCGUGCAGAUUGUACCGUUGGCGUUUUCAAGCGAUCUUUUAUUACAACUGGUCAUCACGCAAAGUGCGGCCCACCGUGCCUUUCGACGCCGCGAUGAGUCUGACGCGAUCGCCCACUCUCACUACACCAAAGCCAUCCAACUGUUUCGACAUGGAGUCACCGAGUUUAUCGAUGGAAAAGAGCCUAACCCGCUCAUGCUGCUGGUUGGCGCUCUCCUGAUGUGCUUCACGGAGACCGCGAAAGGAGAUACGACUGGAACAAUAUUCGACCACUUGUCCGCUGCUAAUUCCCUCCUUGUCAAGCUGCUGGCACAGAGCGACACCGCCGUUCCGAAAGAACUAAAGAAUUUCGUCAUCGAAUACUACACCUACACCGCGACUGUGAGCAUGAUCUCCGUCGACGCCCGCCUAAGUGGGCAACUGUUCUUGAAUUUCGACCUCGAGCAAAGGGCACGCGAACUUCUGACUAACCAAUACGUCGGCAACCUCUGCGGCUGCUGGCUGGAACUUCUGCUCCUCAUCCCCUGCAUAUUCGAUCUUGGCCGACAAUGGAUGAUGGACGAAGCACAGAGCAUCUCCCCAACCGCAGAUGACAUUGCAAUGUUUGCCUCCAUCCAGGCCCAAAUCCUACGCUGGUCGCCCUAUCCACAUGUCAUCCCCGAGGUCUACCUAGCGGGCUCGAUCUUCCAGCAGGCCAUGUUGAUCUACCUUUACACGUCACUGGGCGGGUAUCAAUACGCGCCCGAUGGAAUAUACAAAGGCCUGGUCGAGAAUGCCAUCACGGAAGCCAUGGGCUAUCUAAACGAGUUAUCACCGCAAGCCCGUAUCAACUCGGGCCUGUGCUGGCCGAUUGCAGUCGUGGGCUCAUGCCUUUCAACGCCAGUGCAAAAGGCGCGCCUACGAACCCGAUUAAACGAGAUGUCAUCCCACUUCGGUCUUGGCAAUAUGCACCGGACUCUCCUGCUACUGGAAGCAAUGUGGCAGCUAUCCCCAUCCGAGGCGGGACCUUGGAAUAUCUGUCGAACGAUGCAGCAGAACCAGAUUUGGAUAUCCUUUGCUUGA